Ictidomys tridecemlineatus (thirteen-lined ground squirrel) is the source of this 805-nucleotide messenger RNA. Lineage: Eukaryota; Metazoa; Chordata; Mammalia; Rodentia; Sciuridae. The record is from RefSeq and is a predicted model, not a curated record.
CUUGAGCGCCGAGACAAGAAGCCAAUGAGCGCAUAGCUUUUAGAGGGCGGAACUUCCUGCCGUGGACUCAUGGUGAGCGGCUGCGCGAAGGAGACAACUUCCUUUUGUGGGUGGCGGCGAUCGCAGAGAGAGCGCUAUGAAGGCCUCGGGCACGCUUCGAGAAUACAAGGUGGUGGGCCGCUGCCUGCCCACCCCCAAAUGCCACACCCCACCUCUCUACCGAAUGCGAAUCUUUGCACCCAAUCACGUUGUUGCCAAGUCCCGCUUCUGGUAUUUUGUAUCUCAGCUAAAGAAGAUGAAGAAGUCUUCAGGGGAAAUUGUCUACUGUGGGCAGGUGUUUGAGAAGUCCCCGCUGCGGGUGAAGAACUUUGGUAUCUGGCUGCGCUAUGACUCCCGUAGUGGCACCCACAAUAUGUACCGGGAAUAUCGCGAUCUGACCACCGCGGGCGCUGUCACCCAGUGUUACCGAGACAUGGGUGCCCGGCACCGUGCCCGGGCCCACUCCAUCCAGAUCAUGAAGGUGGAGGAGAUUGCGGCCAGCAAGUGCCGGCGGCCGGCUGUCAAGCAGUUCCACGUGAGUGCCCUAAGGGCCCUGCUGGGCAGGCUGCACCUAGGGGGUCCUGCACAGGGGGCUUGUCACACCUGGGUGACCCCCAGAAGAUGCAGGAUCGCCCUAGUUAAAUGCCACCCUAUCAAGUGGCUCUGUGAUGUGAGCCAUUUUCAGGAAAUAACCAUUUGGUCAGGGUGUGGGCAUAAGGGCCAGCCCUCCAGCAAUCCUCUUGGACCAUGAGGAAGACAAGCAACA